GUUUGUUUCCUCUUUGGAGUGCAUUUGUAUCCUGGCACCGGCAUCGUAGGAGGACUGCUGGAUGCAGCCGAUUCAGGAUCGAUAACAUUUACACAAAUCUUAAUGAAAUGGUCCACCGUGCAUAAAUCCGUCCAUAAUGUAAAUAUAAGCAAUAAUAAUUAGUGAGUAGUGCGCUGAGCUGAGGAAAUUAAUAAAUACAAUUCGAAUAUCAUCUGCGGGUAAGUAGGAAUUUUUUGUAAAGUUGUAAUUUUUAAGCAUGCAGAAUUUGCUUUAAUUGAAUUUGCACUCGGAAUUCGGAAUUCGGAAUUCGCUUUAAUGUGGCAAAUGCUAAAUUUGAUAUUAUCGGGGUUUGAUCGUUAAGUCGUCGUCAUUUAGUCUCGAUACUGCUGCUGGUUUCUCCACGUCUCGCAAACAAAAGAGCGUGAUCAAAGAUGGAAAGGAAUUGCUGAUUGUUAGAAUACUAUAAUGGAUGGAUACUAGAGAGUUGGAGAUUUUUUGUACUUUUACUUGUACUGUACUGUGACUACAGUACAAUACAAAAAUUAGUACAAAAAUCAAAAGACCUGGAGAAUUUCAUUAUUUUGUACUCUGAAAAAAUUGUAUUGUAAAACUCCGCGAAAUAGAUGAGUCAAAAAUUGAGACAAAUCAACUCAUGAUAUACAAAAUGAGAAUCCCUCCAACAUGUGCGUUUAAAACGAUCAAACCAAAAAGUCGAAAUUUUUUACCCUUGACCUCGAUUAAAACGGUCACCAGGCUGAUAUAAGCCGAAAUGAUAGUAAUUUCUGAACUCCUCGCUUCAAAGUGAACUACGUCUGCAACGGUUGAAAUAAAAUAUUAACAUUUUUGACCUUUGACCUCGUGAACAUGGUCACGGGGUCUUCAUACGUUAAAGCUAUGCAGAUUUCUUAAAUUCUCGCCUUAAUACACGUCUAAAACAGUCGACACUUAAAUUGCGACCUUUGACCUCGUCCUUUCGGUCAUUGGUUGGUCGUAGGUCAAAAGUAUUGACGACUAUAAAUUCUUGGUGAACUUUCCUUUAAAAUGAUACCGCAUAUGAAAAUUAAGGUACAAUUUUGCGUUUACUUCACGCCAGGGUGACCUUGACCUUGACCACAGGGAGCCCAUCUUCGAACUCGACCUAGGGUCAAAAAUUAGAAGCAAAAUGGCGAAAACGGCGUCUGAUUACAUUGAGGCGUUCUAGAGAUAUCCUAGUUGCCAACCCUUGAUUUUUCCACAGUAGUACAAAUUGAGCCCGUGUUUCAAUUUGUCUACUGUAGACUGUAGAAUUAGUACAAAAAGCUGAUGACGUCAUCAUCUAGAGUCCACAGUACAGUCUACAGUCAGAGUACAAGGAAUCUCCAACUCUCUACUAUCAUGUCUUUGCAUAAGCCCUCUGUGAAGGUGUGUGUGUAGUUGUGUAGUACUUGCUGUAUUUUGUUGUAGUUGUGUCGCGAUUUCGUCCACACGUUCACGAAUGCAAUGGGAAAAGUUUGGCUGUGCUUUUUGCUUGUUUAAUCCAUAAUAACCCCAUAAAACCAUCAUCGACUUAUUUCUUUCUUCCCUGCGUCCUGUCAUGCAGCCCGUGAAUUGGUUCCCUAAAAAGCAGCUCAUCGCAUAUCAUUACUGUUAUUAUUAUACUCUGCUUGCCCAGCUUGUCCGUUUGACUGACUUGACAUAAAAAUUGGACUCAUUUUUUAUCCCUUUCUCGCAUCUUCUCACUUCCGCUCCUGCCCGACCAUCAGCAUUCAUUUCCCAUUAACGCCACUACCAGCAUCGUCGUUGUCAGCAUAGCAGAGUAAUAAUAAUUUCUUGCUCAGAGACAGCCAGUUAAUGCUUUCCCCUCCUUUUUUUCCUAUACUAAAUGACAGACACCACCCGCACCACUACUUUCCAAAACUUGAUAAGCCCUCGAUCCCGGGCACCCAUUGUACUCACGGAUGAGGAUGAGCUUUUGUCGUCCGAACGGGCAGAGAGACCAGGACCAAGCAGCACUACCAGCAGGGUCAGUACCAUUAGAAGAGAACCGACAUCACCAUCGCCUCCUCCUCCUGAUCACCACAUGCAUUUCCAAGCCCACCACCACAGUGAACGUGUUCAGCAACAAGAACUAAUUAGUACGUGGAGACCCAGUAGGAACGUGUCCCCUGCAUCCGGCCACUCGCAGUCGGCCCCAACCAGCGGACGUGGACGGGGUGGGACAUUAUUGGUGCGAAGUGCGACGGAAGAAGACCAUGGCCAAAGUCGACGCCCACUGACCCCGAGGUCCAAGUCGUACGAGGAAACGAGCAGCUCCCGGAGUGUCGUCCGACAAUCUUUAGCACUGCCAAGUUCCACGUCAGGUCAAACACCGACCGGUGGCCGACCCCCGCUGACCUCGAUUCUGCGGUCUCGUGUGGGGUUGAGCAUGGACUCUCCAGCUGGCGACCUGAUGACCACGGGUGGUUCCGCCCCCUUCCAUCACACUUCCUCCCCCAGAGCGGAGGAAGAGGCUGGAGCGUAUAGGCGACGACUGGAAAGCUAUCGACAGGCUCAACACCAACAGGCUUUACUCGUAGCGCGACUCCAAUCCAAGCUCCUGCAAUACAAGCAACGCUGCACAGACUUGGAGUCGCGCCUGGGUCACACAAUCAUGCUCCGACCCGAGGAACUCCAGUACGGAUCUCCCAUCAAAGACCAUCAUCUCGACUUUCCUACCCCCACUGGUGGACCCCCUCAUCGCUCAUCCGGUGGUGGCGGGGGUGGCGUUGUAUUUGCCCCGACGCAAACUCCGCCCACUCCCACGGCCAUGGAUCUGGACGACGCCUUAUGGAAGUUGGAGCAGGAGCGGGUUCGAAAUGAGAGUCUCAUGCAAUUGAAUCGCGACCUGCGGAACGAGCUGGACGAGACGCGAAAGAUGAACAACGCCUUGUCCACCGACUUGGGUAAACUAAGCGACGAUUGGGACAAGUUGGCGAGGCAGAUGGGCGAACGGGAAAAUCUGUGGAAGGCGGAAGAGCAGGCGUAUUCCGACUACUAUGCCUCCGAGCACACCAAGCUCCUCGCCUUGUGGAAAAAGGUGGCUGGACUCAAACGGGACUUCGCCGAGGUGAAGGGUGCCACGGGAAGGGAUCUCACUCAACUCAAAAACAGCUUGGGUCGUGUGGCCAACAACGUGGCGACCGGAGUUAUUACGGCGACGGCCUCAACACCGUCGCCACAACAGGAGGCGGAACAGACGGCCUUUAUCGCCCAGCUUACUCAUGAGAUCACGAUGGCCCAAAACACGCAGGAGAAUCUCCGGAAGCAGCUGAAGGACCGGGACGACAAGGUGACUCUGCUGGAAAGCACCCUCACCGACUUGGACUCCAAAACCACGACACUGGAACAAGAACUCAAUCGUGUGUCCACUCAAGAGCUGGGUCUCCUUCAGAACAGUCUCCGAGAAAUUGCGAAGCUUCUCCUCAACGACUACGAGCAGCACGGGACGGAGGGUGUCGACGCCACGCACGACCUCCACCUCUCCUCUACUCCCGCAAUCUUCAUCUACGACGAGAGUGGCGAAAACCCAACCGUUUUUGCUGAAAGUAUCGUAUCUGCAGUGCAGGCGGCCUUGAACAAGAGGCAACUACAGAUCCACUCACUUCAGGUGAGCCUAAACUCCACGAAGGAGCAAUCCAUGGUGUCACGCGGACAUGUGGAGUCUCUCGAGCUGGAGGUGACCAAGGACGAGGAUAAGAUUCGUCAACUGGCUGAGAGCUGUGAAAAGCUGAAGGAUUCCUUGGAAAACAUACGAAUCGAGCGGGACACUGCUCAACGGGCGUUGGACAACUUGAAAAAUGAAAAGAACAUUUUAGAGCAGCAGCGGAAAACUUUGGCCUCAGAACUUGAAGCUACCAUCAAAGUGAAGACCAGUUUAUCCACAAAUCUCAUGAAGUGUGAAAAGUCACUUGAAGCAGCUCGCACAGAGGGAGAAACGCUGACUGGAGAACUUGAUAAGACACGCGACGAGCUAAAUGUUCGUCUGACUGCGUUGAAACUGGAGCAAGAUCUAACCUCCAAGCUACGAGAGCAGCUUUCCAACCUGGGCGAAGACAAGGAGCGAAACACUCUUGAGAAUAAAACGCUCAAGAACAGUUUGAAUGAAGUCACGUCAAAGUAUGAGGACUUGUCCUUCCAGUUCGAACGUAGUGAAGAUUCUCUCAAAAAAUGGAAAAUGGAUGCUGAAAUCUUGUCUGAGAAGCUUCGUUCUUCAACCGACCGGUCAGACCUUGUGGAGAAAGAGAAGCGCAAAUGGGUGGAGAAAUCUCGCUCAUUGGAGGAUGCCAAAGUUUCUCUCGAAACUGAACUCACCGAUGCUCGCAAUGACUUGGCCGCUCUGAGAAGGGAGAUUUUGGAGUCGGAACGAAUUCGAACGGAUCUGGAGGCUAAAAUUGAACGAGAAGUGAUUCGUGGGGACGGUGCUGAUAAUCGAAGAGCAGUCCUCGAAUCACAGCUUGAAUCACAAAGGGAUGAAUACUUGAGAGAAAUGGGCAUCCUUUCUGAGCGAAUAGAAGUCUUGACGGAGGAGUUGAAUCAAGCGAGACGUGAUCUCGAGGAAACCUUCCAAGUCGUCGAACGCACGAAAGCGGACCUUGCAAAUGCGGAGCGCCUUCACAUGGAAGCCAUUCACGUGAUUGAGACGAAGGAGGGCGUCAUCAAGAACUUGAGUGGAAUUCUGGACAAGACGAAAGACGAGAAAAUUUCACUGGAAGAACUCGAGCAAAACUUGAAACUCGUCCUACUCGAGAGGGACAAACGGAUCGAGAGUCUGGACAAACAGCUUUCAGACAUGAAGAACAAAACCGGAAAUGAAGCCGCUGCACUCAAAGACCGACUCACGAGAACUGAAAAUGAGAUGAAAUCUCAAAAGGAGAAAAUGGAUUCUGAAAAAGUUUCACUCGAAAGCAAAUUCACUCUGGAGCUCAACACUCUGAAAGCGAGCAGCACUUCCAACGAAGAGAAAUUGAAAUCUGACUGCGAAGAAAAGCUCAAGAGUUUGCGGACCGAGUUGGAGUCGGAUAAGAAGCAGGACGGAAACAAACUCAAUGGUGAAAUCAACUCGCUUCGCAGCCAGAUCGAGAGUAUGCGAGUGCAGUAUGAGGAGGCCUUACUUCGUGCAGAAAAUGAUAAGCAGCAAGGCCUCCUUUUGGCCCAGCAGGACCAACAAGGACUUUCCGAUAAGAUCCGCCUCCUCGAGAGAGAACUGGAAGACUUGAAGAGCGAUAAAGACCGCAUUAAACGAGAAUGCGAACAGAAAUGUUCUCACGAGAAAAGCUCUUCCGCCGCACUCCGUUCCGAAAUUAUUAAAAUCCGAAACGAAUUAGAAAAUACGAAGCAGGACGGUCUCGACACUCUCAAACAGAUUGAACUCCGCAUCUCUGAAGUGGAGCGAGACCGAGAGGCUGCUCUUCUGCACGUGGAGGAACUUCGGAACAAACUCCGCUCAGUGGAAGAGCGAGAAUCGGAGCUCAAACGAGAGUUGGUCGACGUUUCGAGGAAAUUGAAGGACUCUGAGAACAGCGGGGAUUACUCCAAGAAGGAGAUUGUCGAGCUGAGAAGAACGCUCUCGGAACUGGCAACGGAGAAAGAGAAGACCAAUUCGCUCCUGGAAAACUUGAAGGACGAACUCAGCCGGCGAGAGGGCGAGUUGACGAACACGAAGAAGGAGCUCGCACGGACGACGACUGCUGUCAAGAAUCUGGAAAGGGUCAAGACUCAACUGGAAGGGGACGUGGGUGGGCUCACUAUCAAGUUGGACUCGGUCGGAAAAGAGAAGUCGGAGCAUUCUCGCCUCCUGGAAGAAAUGGGAGAGCAGUUGUCGCAGUACAAGUCCAUGGUGGGUCGACUGGACGCUGAGGUAAAUGAGCUGAAAGUGAAGCUGGAUGCAGAGUCUGAACGUCGGGAUGAGGCCGAAGCACAGUGGAGAAACACCAAGAAGAUGUUGGAAGAAGCUGAAGGGCAGCUCGGCCUGGCCAGGAGCGAGGAGGAACGGCUCUCUGUCAAACUGGCCGACGCGGAGGAACGGUAUGGAAGCCGAGAAGGUCAAUUCAUAGCCAUGGCUGAGGAGAACAAGUUGAGAGAAAAGAAACUCAUGGAGGAGAAGCACAAUCUGAACAUUUGUCUCAAUUCUGUCCAGCAACAAAUGGAACAUUUCUCGAACAAGCUGUCCAGCGCAGAGUCCAAAUUGAAAGUGCUCACUGAUGAAAAGUCCGAGUUGGAACAAACCAAGAAGGCUGCCGAGUCGAAACUGUCUCAAAUUUCUUCCGGGUUCAAGCGUCUUGGUUUGGCCGGGUCCAUUUUCGACUCUCCAGAGGCUGCUCGCCGUGCCAUGGCCACCUUGCAAACUCAAAUGGCUGCCCUACAACAAGAUCGGGACACCGUGGCGACCCAACUCUCCGCCACUAAGGAUGCCCUGUCAUCUCUGGAAAUGGUCAAAACGCAGCUAGAGGACCAAAUCAGUGCCCUCUCUAGAAACCUGUCCUCUUCGAAGGCUGACCUGAAGGGGAAAGAAUCCUCAGUGAUGACGCUGGAGAAAGACCUGGCUCUAAGAUCUGGAGAAAUUUCACGCCUUGCUGAUAAGGUGAGAGAGCUGGAGGACGCGAUGAAAGCACGAGACGACUCUGUCCGUGUUCUGAAAGGAGAGAAGGAAGCCUUGCGAGAUGACCACGAGAGGGGUCGGGCAAAAUGGGAGGAGUCCAAGUCACAGAACGACUCCCGACUCGCCAAAGCGGAGGUGAACAUGCGUGCCCUCGAGGGUGACUUGAACCGGAUGGCCCUCGUUCUCCAACAGAAGGAGGGUCACAUCUCCGCUCUCGAGGAGAAAUGCAAUGGGAUGGCGAGGAGUAAUGCGGAUUUGGAAGAACGAACAGCCUCUCUCACGAUGACCGUGGAGCAGCUCAACAUUUCCCUGGAAAAGAGUGCCCAAGCGGAGUCAGACUGGAAGGACAAGUACCACUCGGUGAGUAGGAAUGCGUCCGAGAAUUCUGCGCAGAACAGCGCCCUGGGUGAAAAGUUGAGGAGUUUGCAGAGGGAGAAAGCCAUGUUGGAGCAAGAGAGGGCUAAUCUGGGAGAAAAAUGGGAGGCUGCCACGGCAGCUCUGCAGGAUUUUAAGAGGCAGGUUGCUCUACUUUCGGAUAAGAAUCAAAAGUUGAGGUUGGAAGCGGAGGACAUGACUCGAAACGCGAUUGACAAGCAGCUCAGAAUGGCGUUGGCCGAAUCUGGAAAGGACGAUAUGAAGUCCGUCAUUUCUGACAAGCUUGAACUGCAACGGAAGGUGGACAGCUUGGUGGACAAGAUUCGUGAUUUGGAGAGAGAAAACCGAGAACUGGAGCGUUUGAAGGAUUCUGUGGCUGUGAAAAAUGUAGCUGCCCGGUCCCCCGUCCCAACCAUGAUGCGGGACAAUACCAUCGCCGUGCUGGAAGAGGAGAAUUCAGAUCUCAGGAGGAAAAUUUCAAAAAUGGACGCUGAGAUUCGAGACAUGGAGAGAAGACAUGUCAAACACGUCGCAGACGUAACGCUCCAAGUUAAGCAGGAACGGGAUUUCGAACUGGAACGAGCCAGAGCCGCCAAGUUGCAGGCGGAAAGACUUUUAGAAGCUCGUGAAGGAAACUAUCGUCAGCAAAUUCAGCGACUCGAGCAGCAAAUAGCAAACUUGAAGGAACAACUUGCCGAAGAGAUUCGCCGUCGACAAACAUUUUUGUCACGCAGUUUUCGCACUGGACAAGAAAUACGAUCACUGCGGCAAACUUUGGGGGACUCGUUGAGGAACGUGAGCAUGGAUCCAUCGCCCCUGACGAUGGACAAUGAAACUCGACGGCUAGAUACGACGUUGGAUCUUCACAAGAGCGCGUCUCAAUCGUCACUUUUGAGUCCGUCGCAGAUGAGGGACUCUUCCCCCGGGGGAUACAAGAGCAGAGAUCUCUCCACCCCAAUCCCCAAACAUUAAUUACUGGUAUUACUGGUAUUAUUUGUAGAAGCGGACAUUGUCCCAGGAUUCUGAGAUUAUCGUCUCACCCAUCACUGCCAUUCCUUCUCAAGGUAGUCAAUCACUAACUAAUCUGAGGUUGGAUGCAAAUUAUGAGGGGUAUCUACAUACGUACAUACAUAUAAAUCUAGAUAUGCCGUAGGGAAUACAAGUUCCAAACUAAAUAAAAAUAUCACGUUUUUGUUGCAAUUUGCAAUGUCAAAAGUCACGAUCAAUGAGCUAAAUUAGAAGAAAUCAGUCAAUCUUGUUAUGUGUACAAAUUUGGUUUGAUAAUAUUUUGUAUGGUUUUCAUUUGCUGGCUUGUCUGCAUUUUUAUCGAUUGAUUCAGGAAAUAAAUUAGUGGUUUUACUACUUGUUCCACGAUU
Folsomia candida is the source of this 8367-nucleotide messenger RNA. RefSeq names its product rootletin. Bases 1862 to 7963 code for a protein of 2033 amino acids. Gene Ontology annotation, molecular function: protein binding. NCBI's taxonomy places the organism in Eukaryota, Metazoa, Arthropoda, Collembola, Entomobryomorpha, Isotomidae. Gene Ontology annotation, biological process: signal transduction. The record is from RefSeq and is a predicted model, not a curated record. The transcript is spliced from 16 exons.